This is a messenger RNA of [Candida] anglica, 1562 nucleotides long. The record is from the annotation of a GenBank genome assembly. Lineage: Eukaryota; Fungi; Ascomycota; Pichiomycetes; Serinales; Debaryomycetaceae.
UCUUGAAGAUAUUCACAUGGUAUGUCGAUCCUUCUCGACCUUCUCAAUACCGAUACGGAGGACUCACCGUGUCCACUUUUCAUGGGAAACAGUGCCGAACUAGGAUAUAUAUGCGCUGGACUAAGAUAUGAGUGCCCCACUAUACCACCACCAGCAAGUUUCCUGUUGAAUGGACGAGGACCAUUAGCCGCCAAGAACUUGGAAGGAUUGUCGAUGGAAUAUAUCCUUGAGAGGACACCCACCAAGGAAAGCAUGAAGAUGAGACAAAUGGUGCAGAAUCGGGAAUUCCCUCUUGAACUUCUUAGUGAAUUCUAUCUCCUGCGGUGGUACAGGCACUGCGCCAAUCACUUGGAGUUUCUGAUUCCUCUUUUAAAGCAGCCAUUGACUACCCGGCAAAUCUCAAAGAAAAUGAUGGACUUUCAUAUCAUGUUGGAUAUGGGGGUUACCAUAGAUAAUAAAUGGAUCGAGGAGAUCGUCGCCAGAGAAGCAAUGAAUAAGGUAUUGUUGCAACGUCGGGACCGAAUCGUGAAGGCUGCCCUUCAUUAUAAUGAGGCUGUCGACAUAUCUAGCACUUAUUCGUUAGACUAUUGGCGGGAAGGCUUAGAAGAUGUGAUCAAUCAUCAUCUAAAGUUUCAAGAAAGGAUCGCAUGGGUCAAUUUAGUGCCCAAACUUUUCAUCAAGGCCACUGACAAUGGUCGUUUACAGGUUGCCUUCCUCGUCCCUCCUAAGCUACUGGAAAAAUAUCCAUACAUAAGUUGGGUUGAUCAUAUCAAGACGUUUUUCACCGAUGAUUAUUUUAAUUUUACUUAUAUUCCUCCAAUAAAGGGAGAACCAAUAGCAGUUAAAUUUAUUUACUUGGCUGAAAAUGAAAAAAUUUGGAAGAAACAACUUGAAAAUCAUUGGAAACGGAACAAACCAACAAUUCUUAAUUAUAGUCAACCGAAAUCUUUAAUUGAGCUGAAUUCAAAGGCAAAGAAGACUCUGGAACGUGUGAUAUAUGCCAUGGUUGCAUUGUCUGGGACGGAAACUCCACGGAAAGUUAUGACGAGUUCUAAUUCAACAUGCAAUAUUCUUUCUCAACUCAAUUAUUGCAGCUAUUGUCGUACAACUUCACAUUUAAGAAGGGAUUGUGAAGACUCCCCAUGUCCUAAAUGUCCAGGAAAUAUUCGUCAUCCUCCUUCUAGAUGUCCACUAAACGCCACCAAAUAGGGCCUUUUCAAUUCUUUAACCACCAAAAACAAUAAUACUUCCUCGAUAGAGGAACAAAUGCCUCCACGGUUAGUGGCCCACGGAGCGGCUUGCACACCCCGUAGGGUCGCACUACUCACUUCCCUGCGGGGCUGUGAGACGCUCCGCUGGGGCCCCUGCUCGGGGAGAGCCACUGCGUGGUGCCUAGCUCCUCUGCGAGGAGUCCCCGUGGAUCUGACUCAUAACUUAUAUAGACAAUAUACAAUGAAAAACUAUUCAUUAUCUUCCUCGGUAGAGGAACAAGGGCCCCCACGGCCAGUGGCCCACGGAGUGCCAGCGGAGCGGCUUGCAGAACCCCUAGCAUAACCCUCAUC